Molecule: messenger RNA, 1635 nt
Organism: Penicilliopsis zonata CBS 506.65
Lineage: Eukaryota; Fungi; Ascomycota; Eurotiomycetes; Eurotiales; Aspergillaceae
Exons: 4
Coding region: 1-1635 (544 amino acids)
Biological process (GO): carbohydrate transport; transmembrane transport
Cellular component (GO): membrane
Molecular function (GO): carbohydrate:proton symporter activity
Source: RefSeq, a predicted model, not a curated record
AUGAGUCUCCACGCCACGAGCGAUGUCAAUCGUAUCGAGGCCCCUGUAACCUGGAAGGCCUACAUUAUCUGUGCCUUUGCCUCGUUCGGCGGUAUAUUCUUUGGCUAUGACUCCGGGUACAUCAAUGGCGUCAAUGGCGCGUCUGUAUUCAUCCACAUGGUCGAAGGCCCUGACAAAGACGCCCUCUCGUCCUCGCACCAGUCCCUGAUCACCUCGAUCCUGUCUGCAGGCACUUUCUUCGGCGCCUUAGCCGCGGGUGAUAUUGCUGAUAUGAUCGGUCGGAAGUGGACCGUCAUCAUCGGCUGUUUGAUCUAUAUGAUCGGUGUGGUGAUCCAGAUGAUCACGGGUCUCGGUAAUGCCUUGGCUGCCAUCGUUGCUGGCCGUCUGGUUGCAGGGAUCGGUGUCGGCUUCGAGAGUGCUAUUGUCAUUCUCUACAUGAGCGAGAUUUGUCCUAAGAAAGUCCGUGGUGCGCUCGUUGCCGGAUAUCAAUUCUGUAUCACAAUCGGUCUCUUGCUGGCGUCGUGUGUCGUGUAUGCCACAGAGCAUCGCAACGACACGGGGUCUUAUCGGAUCCCCAUUUCGAUCCAGUUUGCCUGGGCUCUCAUUCUCGGGAUUGGUCUCCUUUUUCUUCCCGACUCGCCUCGUUACUAUGUAAAGAAGGGCCAUCUCGACCAGGCCACCCGGUCUUUGUGCAGAUUGCGUGGCCAGCCUGCCACCUCCGAAUACAUCGAGGCUGAGCUCGCUGAAAUCGUGGCCAACGAUGAGUACGAGCGGGGCCUCAUUCCCGAUGCCAGCUGGUUUGGAACCUGGGCCCAUUGUUUCCAGGGAAGCCUCUGGAAACAAAAGUCCAAUUUGCGCCGCACCAUCUUGGGGACCUCUCUUCAGAUGAUGCAGCAAUGGACUGGAGUCAAUUUCAUCUUCUACUACUCCACCCCCUUCUUGCAGUCGACCGGUGCCAUCAAGAAUACCUUCCUGAUCUCGCUGAUCUUUACCCUGGUCAAUGUCUGCUCCACUCCGAUUUCCUUUUACACUGUUGAGAAAUUUGGCCGCCGUCCCCUGCUCGUCUGGGGUGCACUUGGCAUGUUGAUUUGCCAGUUCCUUGUGGCCAUCAUCGGCGUGACUGUUGGCUUCAACAAGACGCACACAGACGCCGCGGGCAACGACAUUGCCAAUAACAUCGCUGCUGUCAACGCGCAAAUUGCCUUCAUUGCUAUCUUCAUCUUUUUCUUUGCCUCCACCUGGGGCCCCGGUGCCUGGAUUGUCAUCGGCGAGAUCUUCCCUCUCCCCAUCCGUUCUCGCGGCGUGGCUCUCUCCACCGCCUCGAACUGGCUUUGGAAUACAAUUAUCGCCGUCAUUACUCCCUACAUGGUGAACAAAGAUCGAGGCAACCUCAAAUCUUCGGUAUUCUUCAUCUGGGGCGGCCUCUGUACCGCCGCGUUCAUCUAUUCGUGGUUCCUAGUGCCUGAGACAAAAGGGCUGUCCCUGGAACAGGUGGAUCAGAUGAUGGAAGAGACCACCCCUCGCACCUCUGCCAAGUGGAGGCCUCACACGACGUUCGCUCAGGAGAAGGGUCUUGUCACCGAGCAUGUCGAGCAGAGAAACAUCCCUGCCACUGUAGAAGAGUCGGGAGUCUAG